Messenger RNA from Physeter macrocephalus (sperm whale), 716 nucleotides. RefSeq lists its product as uncharacterized. The record is from RefSeq and is a predicted model, not a curated record. Bases 1 to 663 code for a protein of 220 amino acids. The transcript is spliced from 6 exons. NCBI's taxonomy places the organism in Eukaryota, Metazoa, Chordata, Mammalia, Artiodactyla, Physeteridae.
AUGAGGGGGCGCUGGACGGUCCACGGAGGCCCCGGCCGCCGCGGGACCCCAAACACGCAGCGCCGCGAGGACCUCGGGCGGCGAGGACCUCCGGCGCGGGUCAACCCCCAGGAGGCCCCCUUAGGGGAGACCUUAAGGCCAGUGUGGGGACUGAUGGAUAAAUGCUACCCUGUGACCGCUCAGAGACGCAGAGUCAGGAGUGGGGAGAAGCACUCCCUGCAGGCCAUGACCCCCAAGGCAACAGGAGGACUGAAUGAUGCUGCCCCCAAGGAGGAGACUGAUACCUUGUCUUUGGAUGAGGGGGAGAUGAGGUCCCCAGGAGAGGAAGCAGGCAGCCCCAUUCCUUCCCCCAUUCCUGCUGGGAAGGAGGUAUCUGAGGAGGAGGAGGUGGCAGGGACCCCAGGCUGGGAGGAAAAUAAAACGGUCCGAAAGGAGAUUGCUGCAUAUACUUCUGAGGCUUCUGAGGUGGACCUCACGGAGGAGAGGCCUGGGGGCCGGGUCCCCCAGCUCCUGAGGAAGCUCUGGCCGGGCUGGUGCCCAGCCUCUGACAAUCCCCAGGACUCAGAGCCACGGAUGACAAAACAUCCAAUAAAUCCACAGCUGCUGCUUCUGCAGGCCUGGCUGCCUCCUUUCAGGGGCCUCAAGUUUCCACAAACUCAGUGAGGUUUCAUCCACGCUCCCUGUUCCAAUAAGCUGCAGGAACACCACCUCCUGCC